CUCACUUAACUCACCGGCUCUGCAGUUGCCUGGGGCAUGAUCAGUCUGAAAACAGUAUGCACUGUUUUUGCUACGAGGUCCAGGUUGACCAUGUUUCCUCAAAGUGGUGUGCAACAGACUUUAAGUCUGACUGGGACGGGACACUCAACCCUAAUCAUGAGCAGGAACUUCUUGUCCAAAAAUGAUGAGCUCCGCAGGGGGGACUACCUGAUAUCCAACAAUGGGGAGUAUAAGGCUGUUUUCCAGGAGGAUGGUAACUUUGUCAUCUAUGGCUGGAAGCCUGUGUGGGAGUCUGACACCAAAGGGACAGACGCUCAGCGCCUGUGCAUGCAGGCUGACUGCAACCUGGUCAUGUACAACAAGUGUGAUGAACCCAGGUGGCACACAAACUCUGCCAAAUCUGACUGUAACAUGUGCCGUCUUCACUUGACCGAUGACGGCAAACUGGUGUUGAACAGAGAAUGUGAUGAAAUCUGGAACUCGGCCAAAUCCAAAGGCAUGAAGUAAUUAAAUGUAUGUGAAAGUCAUGUUUGGGAGUCAACUUGAGUUACCAGUAAACAUGCCUGCUGUUCAAUUUUGGAUCAAAUAAAAGCAACAUUUCGUAAAGUGA
This is a messenger RNA of Epinephelus lanceolatus (giant grouper), 610 nucleotides long. Its product is annotated as B-type lectin plumieribetin-like. NCBI's taxonomy places the organism in Eukaryota, Metazoa, Chordata, Actinopteri, Perciformes, Serranidae. The record is from RefSeq and is a predicted model, not a curated record.